Menidia menidia (Atlantic silverside) is the source of this 1191-nucleotide messenger RNA. The record is from the annotation of a GenBank genome assembly. NCBI's taxonomy places the organism in Eukaryota, Metazoa, Chordata, Actinopteri, Atheriniformes, Atherinopsidae.
AUGACGGUGAAAUUACGGCCGAGCGCAACCGUGAGAGCGGCCGCGAUGAGGCGGCGAGAUAAAUACUGUCUCGCCAUCUUCAAAACAAUUACGUACGGAACGACGCUACGACGAGCGCGCUUCCGCUCUGGAGGCGUGAGAGCUGGGGCGGGGAGCAGAUUUCGACGGAGCACCUGGUUCGCUCUGUCAACACUCGCAGAGCGCUGCUGCAAAGGGGCAACCAUGUCGGAGCCGGAGUCUCUGAGGUGCUCCAGUGUCAGGAACCGCGGCGGCGUCCAGAGGGUCGAAGGGAAACUGCGAGCCAGCGUAGAAAAAGGCGACUACUACGAAGCACACCAGAUGUAUAGGACUUUAUUUUUUAGGUACAUGUCACAGGCAAAACAUGCCGAGGCCAGAGAGCUGAUGUACAAUGGGGCUUUACUCUUUUUCAGCUAUAACCAGCAAAAUAGUGCUGCAGAUCUGUCCAUGCUGGUGCUGGAGGUUUUGGAGAAGUCUGACACAAAAGUAGAAGACGAAAUCUUAGAAAGCUUGGCCAAGCUGUUCAGCCUCAUGGACCCGAACUCUCCAGAGAGAGCAGCUUUUGUGUCAAGAGCCCUGAAAUGGUCCACGGGAGGAUCCAGCAAGUUGGGCCACCCAAAGUUCCACCAGCUGCUGGCCGUCACCUUAUGGAAAGAGCAAAACUACAGCGAGUCUCGUUAUCACUUCCUGCAUUCGUCCGACGGGGAGGGCUGCGCACAGAUGCUGGUGGAGUAUUCGGCGUCCCGAGGCUUCCGCAGCGAGGUGGACAUGUUUGUGGCGCAGGCCGUCCUACAGUUCCUCUGCUUAAAGAACAAAAACAGCGCUUCCGUGGUGUUCAGCACAUACACAGAGAAACACCCAUCCAUAGAGAAGGGCCCCCCCUUUGUCCAGCCUCUCCUAAACUUUAUCUGGUUUCUGCUGCUGGCAGUGGACGGGGGUAAAUUAACAGUUUUCACAGUGUUAUGUGAGCAAUAUCAACCUUCCCUGAAGAGGGAUCCCAUGUAUAAUGAGUAUCUGGACAGAAUAGGACAGGUUUUCUUCGGCGUUCCACCCAAACAGUCCCCAUCGUACGGCGGCCUGCUCGGAAACCUGCUGAACAGCCUGAUGGGAUCCGGGGAGGAGGACGACGGGGCCGAAGAGGCCCAGGACAGCAGCCCCAUCGAACUGGACUGA